AUGGAGAGUUUCAAAGCAACAGAAGAGCACGACACUCCUUCAUCAACCCUCGCGUUGUCGAAGCCCUUGAUGAUAUUGGAUACUAAUGAAAGAUAUGCAUUGGACAAUGAAUUAAAUGAACAAGAACAUGGUCAUGGUCUCUUAAGCAAAUUAAACACCCCAAGUAAACAAAGCAGAGAAAUUGUUGAAGUGCCAAAAAUUGGUAUGAAAUUUGAUUGUGAUGAUAGUGCAUAUGAAUUUUACAAAGAAUAUGCUCACCGAAUAGGCUUCAGUGCAAGAAAACAAUUUGUGAAGCGAUCCAAUUUAGGAAUUGUUCAAAGGAGAACAUUUUGUUGCUCAAAAGAAGGUAAACGAGUUGUUGAUAAAAGGAAAGAACAAGUAUCUUUUCAUCACCCAAUUUCACGUGUGGGGUGUUUAGCACAAAUGACUUGUCAACUUCAAAAGGAUGGUAUGUUAGAAGUUGCUUCUUUUUAUGAGCAACAUAAUCAUGCGUUUGUUCAGACUCCCAUGAAACACAUGUUAAGGUCGAAAAGAAAGAUUACACUUGCUCAAAAAGCUAUUGCAGAUGAUGCCGAGAAGUCUGGAAUAUCAAUCAAACAAACUAUAGAUUUGUUGAGCAUGCAAGCUGGAGGUCGUGAAAAUCUUGGUUUUUUGGAUGUUGACUAUAAGAAUUAUAUACAUUCUAAUAGGAGGAGGGCUUUGAAGAAAGGGGAUGGCCGUGCUGUGAUGGAGUACUUUCGUAAUAUGCAAUUAGAAGAUCCAUCUUCUUUUUAUUCAAUACAACUAGAUGACAAUGAUCUUAUCAUGAAUAUUUUUUGGGCAGAUGCUAGAUCAGUGGUUGAUUAUGGACACUUUGGUGAUGUGAUAUGCUUUGACACAACUUAUCGUACAAAUACGUAUGGUCGACCUUUUGCACCAUUCAUUGGGGUUAAUCAUCACAAACAAACAAUUAUCUUUGGUGCAGCAUUACUUUAUGAUGAAACUGUAGAUUCAUUUAAGUGGUUAUUUGAAACUUUUUUAAGUGCAAUGUUGGGAAAGCAGCCAACAACUAUACUUACAGAUCAAUCUGCUGCAAUGGCCAAAGCAAUAAAUGAGGUGUUUCCUAAAUCAAAUCAUCGUUUAUGUGUAUGGCAUAUUUAUCAAAAUGCUGCUAAGCAUUUGAGCCAUGUAUUUCAUUCAUUAAAGCAGUUUGCAAAUGAUUUUGGCAAUUGUGUAUAUGAUUAUGAAGAUGAAGAUGAAUGGCUACUUUCAUGGGAUAAUAUGCUUAAGAAGUAUAAUCUUACGAAUAAUAAAUGGCUGGAUGGGAUAUUUGAUGUAAAAGAGAAAUGGGCUAUGGUAUAUGGUCGACAUAUGUUUACUGCUGAUAUGAAAAGCACCCAACGCAGUGAGUCCAUGAACAAUGUGUUGAAGAAGUACUUGAAAGCGAAAUAUAAUCUUUUGCGAUUUUUGGAACAUUACUCUAGACUCUUGGCUGACAAACGACAUCAAGAACUACAAGCAGAGUUCAAAAUGAGUCAAACAACACCUAUUUUAAAAGUUGAUGUUGAGAUGUUGAGACAUGCUGUAAAGUUAUACACCCCAGAAGUGUUCCAAAUGUUUCAAGAUGAAUACAUGAAGAUGGGCGAUUGUACUAUUUACAAGGCUAGUGAUGUGGUAUUUUUGUGA
Molecule: messenger RNA, 1665 nt
Organism: Corylus avellana
Lineage: Eukaryota; Viridiplantae; Streptophyta; Magnoliopsida; Fagales; Betulaceae
Source: RefSeq, a predicted model, not a curated record